CGAUACAGCCAUAGAAACACACAGGUUCAUCUCUCUCCCAGUCAGUCCCUCGCAGCAUCAGCAGCAGCGCUAUAUAACCCGAGCAUCUGUCCGCGCAGCCACAUUACAAUCCAUCCACAGGACCUCACACUUCAGGAGGGGCAUGCCAGAGUCAUAACAAGAUCAUUCUGCAAAACAUAGAUUUCCGAUAUGACUAAGUCCUACACGGAAGAAACCAUGAUGUCAUCAGACCCCCAGGAUUCUGCGACCUGGACUGACGAGUGUCAGGGCUCCCAGGACGAACAGGAUAUGGAGAAGAAAAACGGCGCGCUCGAAUCCAUGCACGGGGACCUCGAGGAUGACGACGAUGAUGGGUUAAACAGACUGGAUGAGGAUGAUGAUGAAGAGGAAGAUGAGGAAGAAGAAGGCGACGAUCAAAAACCUAAACGUCGUGGACCAAAAAAGAAGAAAAUGACAAAAGCCAGGAUGCAGAGGUUUAAGAUGAGGCGCCACAAGGCGAACGCGCGCGAAAGGAAUCGUAUGCACGGACUCAACGACGCGCUCGAGAGUUUGCGUAAAGUUGUGCCAUGUUACUCCAAAACCCAAAAGCUCUCAAAAAUUGAAACUCUGCGUCUGGCUAAAAACUACAUCUGGGCCCUGUCAGAGAUCUUGCGGUCGGGUAAGAGCCCAGACAUCAUGUCAUUUGUCCAGGCCCUGUGUAAGGGCUUGUCUCAGCCCACUACUAAUCUAGUGGCAGGCUGUCUCCAGCUCAACCCCAGAACUUUCCUCCCCGAGCAGACACAGGAGAUACCAUCUCAUAUGCAACCAGCAAGUGCUUCCUUCGCCGCGCAUCCCUACUCCUACCAGACCCCGGGUCUUCCCAGCCCUCCAUAUGGUACAAUGGACAGCUCCCACAUCUUCCACGUCAAGCCCCAUUCAUACGGAAGCGCGCUGGAGCCGUUCUUUGAGACCGCGCUGCCGCUUACAGACUGCACUAGUCCAUCAUUCGACGGACCUUUAAGCCCACCACUGAGUGUCAACGGGAACUUUUCCUUCAAACACGAGCCUUCGUCUGAGUUCGAAAAGAACUAUGCAUUUACAAUGCACUACCAGGCUGCCGCGGGACUGGCGGGUCCGCAGGGACACGCGCCCCUUUACGCGAGCUCUGCGCAGCGGUGUGAGAUACCGAUGGAAAACAUUAUGUCUUACGAAGGACACACUCAUCACGAGAGAGUCAUGAAUGCUCAGCUUAACGCUAUAUUUCAUGAUCCGUGAAUACAUUAAACCUUUAUCAAAGACUGAUAAGAGUGCGUCAUGAUAUGAUAUCCAAGUGCCACUGAUGCAAAAGAGCAAUUAUUAUCCUCUUGAUCCUAUCAUGUAGGCUAUGUAUUUAUUGUUGUUACUGCCUUUAGGAGAAUUGCCGAUACAUAUGCAUAUUCUCUUUCACUUUACGUAUUGUAUUCUAUAGCGCUUCUAUAGGUCACAUUGGGGAAAUAGUGGUGACCAUACUUAGAAUGUGUUGAUUAUCCAUGCUACAAAAUCACAAGCAAUAAUUUGGAAAACUAUGCAAUUUUAAACGAAUACUUUGGCCAAUAAAAAAAUCAAAUAAAGAUUUCUAUAUUUUUCAACCAGUAUUGUACAUCUCCCAUACUGAAUUAUUUUGUUGUGAUUUUGUACAGAAUUAUGAAUUGCUUUUUUAUAAAGUCGAGUCCUAUUUCAUUUCACCCAACUCCAUGUUGUUAAUGUUUUAUAAAAUAUUGUUAUGUCAUGUUUAUAUGAUACAACCGUUUUAUAAAAAAAAAAAAUUGAUACAGAGGCAAGUGGUUAUACAAAUCGGUUGCCUUAGCAAUUAUUUAGCCUACUGCAAAUCAUGCAACGUUGCACAAUAUUGAUAAUUUUAUUUUCCCCCGAAACAUUGAUAGCCUACUUAAAAGGUGGAUAAUGCAUAUGGUCUACUACUUGCAAAGUAUCCUAAACACGUAAGUGUGUAUAAAACGCUUCACCUGGAAAUGCUCAUUGCAUAAAACGAAGUAGGCCUACUUAUUAUUUCAUUUCAAAUCUCAACCGUGGCCCAUCUUCAAAUUCAUUAUCAGUGCAACACAUUUUGGAACAUACCAGGCACCUUCUUAUUGCGCCAUUGCAUGCAUGUCCAAAUCAGUGCAGAAUAGCUAUUUGCAGCAUGAUGCUCAUCUUCAAUGUUUGUAAACAUUUUAUAAUGUAGGAUGUUUUCAGGACGCAUAGGGACUGAAUGCCAUGGAGCUAUACUCAUAUGUUCGAUAUUUACAUUUUGUUUUUAGUUUUAAACUCUCUUCCAAUGUGACUCAAGUGUACAUAAGUCAGUGGAGAUAAAUGUUUAUCUCAUGAGGGGCACUCAAUUAUUAUUGUAAAAUAAAGUGAAUGAGUAGCCUA
Coregonus clupeaformis (lake whitefish) is the source of this 2388-nucleotide messenger RNA. RefSeq names its product neurogenic differentiation factor 1. Gene Ontology annotation, biological process: nervous system development; regulation of DNA-templated transcription. The coding region runs from base 190 to 1254 and encodes 354 amino acids. Gene Ontology annotation, molecular function: protein dimerization activity. NCBI's taxonomy places the organism in Eukaryota, Metazoa, Chordata, Actinopteri, Salmoniformes, Salmonidae. The transcript is spliced from 2 exons. The record is from RefSeq and is a predicted model, not a curated record.